Cornus florida is the source of this 1460-nucleotide messenger RNA. Its product is annotated as lipid phosphate phosphatase 2-like. Gene Ontology annotation, biological process: phospholipid metabolic process. The record is from RefSeq and is a predicted model, not a curated record. The transcript is spliced from 8 exons. Gene Ontology annotation, molecular function: phosphatidate phosphatase activity. NCBI's taxonomy places the organism in Eukaryota, Viridiplantae, Streptophyta, Magnoliopsida, Cornales, Cornaceae. The coding region runs from base 223 to 1191 and encodes 322 amino acids.
UGAACCCCAUAGUGCCGCGAUUCCAUUCCCCAAUGUGGAAUUUGGUGAAACCUCUCCACUGUCGCCUCUUCUUUUGUUUUUUUUGUCCUUUGUGUAUAAUAGAAGCGCCUCUCUCUCUCUCUCUCUCUCUCUGCACCACUGUAUGUAGUAGUAAGUAGUAGACGAACUUUGUGAACUCUCUUCGUCUCUCUCAAAUUCUUCAGAUUCUUUCAGUUGGUGAAAAUGCCAGAGAUUCAAUUGGGUGCUCACACUCUCAGAUCUCAUGGAGCUAAAGUAGCAAGGAUACAUAUGCAUGACUGGCUGAUUGUUAUUCUUCUUGCAGUGAUAGAGGUCAUUUUGUAUGUUGUUAUAGAACCAUUUCACCGUUUUGUUGGAGAGGAAAUGAUGACUGACCUAAAGUACCCAUUGCAGGGGAAUACUGUUCCCUUUUGGGCUGUUCCGGUAAUUGCAAUACUAUUACCUCUUGCGGUGAUUGUUGUCUAUUACUUCAUUAGAAAGGAUGUCUAUGAUUUGCAUCAUGCUAUAUUAGGCCUUCUGUUUUCAGUACUUACAACUGCAGUUAUAACUGAUGCAAUUAAAGAUGCUGUUGGUCGACCUCGUCCAGACUUCUUUUGGCGUUGUUUCCCUGAUGGCAAAGGGGUGUUUGAUCCUGUCACGAAGAAUGUUAUGUGUACUGGAUUGAAAAGCGUCAUCAGGGAAGGACAUAAAAGUUUUCCGAGUGGGCAUACUUCUUGGUCCUUCGCUGGUCUUGGUUUUCUUGCAUGGUACCUGUCAGGGAAAGUCAGGAUGUUUGAUCACAAUGGCCACGUUGGAAAGCUUUGUAUUGUUUUUCUACCCCUGCUAGUUUCAGCUCUGGUGGGAGUUUCUCGAGUCGAUGACUACUGGCAUCAUUGGCAAGAUGUAUUUGCUGGAGGUCUUAUAGGGAUUGCGAUUGCUUCAUUCUGUUACUUGCAAUUCUUUCCACCCCCAUAUGACAUAGAUGGUUGGGGACCCCAUGCAUACUUUCAGAUGUUGGCAGAGUCCCGAAAUGCUACCCAGCCUUCAUCCACCCAGAUAAAUUGCCUUGGCAUACAGCCAUCGCAGCUUGAGAAUGUAUAUAUUGAAUCUCAUCAUGGCACGCCAACAUCACAAGUCAAUACUCGGGACACAAGCCGAACCCUGGACGCCAUGGAAAGCGGCAGGAGACAUUGACUCAGGUUUUGACUGUAGAGAAGAUAUAGAUACAUUUCCACAUGUGCAUACCUAGUAAGAUCAAUAGAAGUGUGUUGCUUUUUCAUCUGCAAAUACUAUAGGAACUUUCUGCAUGGAUCAUGUCGAUCGAUUAUACUUUUACCUCAGAUUAUAUGCGCAAUUAAAAUCGACAAUUUUUAGCUUGUAUGUCUCAUGUUCAUCUGUUUAUACUCCUGUUUCUUUUGUUUCUUCUGGUAUUGCUGCCGGUAUGAAUAAAAUUAGUUUGUGAA